Messenger RNA from Ichthyophthirius multifiliis, 636 nucleotides. RefSeq lists its product as hypothetical. The record is from RefSeq and is a predicted model, not a curated record. Lineage: Eukaryota; Ciliophora; Oligohymenophorea; Hymenostomatida. The transcript has a single exon.
AUGUAAUAAUAAAAUUAUUAAAAAUCAGCCUUAAUAAUAGUUGAUAUUUAAAAUGAUUUUUGCGAAGGAGGAUCUCUAUAAGUGAGAAACUCUUAAAAAGUAAUAUAAUAAAUCAAUAAAUUACGUUUAAAAAAUCAUUUUUAUGAUUAUGUUUUUAUCACAAAAGACUUUCAUCCUUAAAACCAUAUAAGUUUUGCCUCAAAUCAUCCUGGAAAAUCUCCAUUUACUAUCAUAUAAUUAUAAAAUGGGAAAUACUAAGAACUUUGGCCUGAUCAUUGUGUGUAAAAUACUAAAGGAAGUGAACUACAUUAGGAUCUUAAAGUAGAAGAAAACGAUAUUAUUAUUAAUAAAGGUAUGCAUAGUAAUAUUGAUUCAUAUAGUGGAUUCGGUUCUGAGGGUGAUCGCACUAUAUUAUUAGAAAAAUUAUAAUAGUUCGGCAUAAAUAAAAUUUAUAUAUGUGGAUUAGCAUUUGAUUUUUGUGUAGGACAAACAGUUAUUGAUGCCGCAAAAAACGGGUUUGAGGUUUUUGUAUUAAAAGAUGCCACAGAGAUUAUUUCAGAAUAUCGAGAAAAAUAAAUUAAUGAGGAAUUUGCUAAAUUUUAAAAUAUUUAAAUUAUAUAAUGCGAUAAAUUAUGA